AUGUCGACCCCAUCAGGAACAUUCUCUAAUCUCAAAGCUGGCGACACCAUCGUCAAGCUUCCUCACCCAUACCAAACUGAGUACACAAUCGAAGCAGCUUCAACACCAUUAGGUGUGAACUCUCCCGUCUACAAGCUUGUUCAAAAAGGCCCUGCUUCGGCCAAGGCUCUUCCUUUCAACCUCCAACAUCCCGGCCUCAUCUUCUCAGACCCAAUUGAUCUUAAAUCGAGCCAACUUCCACCUCAAUCCAACAAUAGCCCUUGGGCCCGGGCUCGUCGCUCACCAUGCGUCACUGUUUAUUGGGAUGAAGCCGAAGCGCCAACUUUGGCGCAGGUCUGGCUAUUGACAUAUGCUCUCUUCACCGUGAGAACGAAUGUAGAGUCGUAUCGAUUGGAGCUUCGAGGUGCCAAUGCCGGUGUUCUGGGUCAGCAGCUGACAGCAGUCUUGCUCGCAAUUGGCCACCCACUCAAGGGCCGGGAGAAGCGCCAGGCCUCGGACAAGACUGACGAGAGUCUUGUUCUCCUAUUGCGAAGCACUUUCUGGCAAGGUGCUGGUUCACCCUUUGGUCCACGACCAGUUUGGUGCCCUGCCGAAUCACCUGCGUCUCUGCCAGCAUCAAACCCUCUUGGUUCAUACCCUUUGACUCCUCUGCACAACACAACAACCAUCACGGUUGCUGGCGAUCCUGAUGAUCCUGAGCGCGUUCAACAGUCGUGGCAUCCAGUCAGACCAGUUAAGCCUGCACCUGGCGCAACGGUUUACAGUCGAUGGAUUCCCCAUCUCAACGAAACAUUUUCCAUGGUUUCUGUUGAUUAUACCGAUGCUGAGCAUAUGCGCCUCUUUCACGAAUGGCAAAACGAUCCUCGUGUCUCUCAAGGCUGGAACCUUACCGGUACUCUGGAACAACACCAGGAGUAUCUUCACAAGGUUCACGAUGACCCUCAUGUUAUUGCUCUGCUUGCAAAGUGGGAUGACACCUCUUUCGCAUAUUUUGAGGUCUACUGGGCCAAGGAGGACCGCCUUGGUGGUUAUUUCAACGCUGGUGACUUCGACCGCGGUCGUCACUCGCUUGUAGGUGAUGUACGCUUCCGCGGACCCCAUCGUGUGUCUGCGUGGUGGAGCAGUUUGAUGCACUACCUCUACCUUGAUGAUCCUCGCACUAUGUUUGUGGUGGGUGAAACCCAGGAGACAAAUACCACCAUUGUCAUGUAUGACUUUGUUCAUGGCUCUGGGCUGGACAAGCUGGUAGACUUGCCGCACCAACGAAGUGCUUUUGUCCGAUCUUCUCGCGAGCGCUUCUUCCAGCUAUGCCCACUUGCAGAUAACGAGAAGGUUGUUGCCGGUACGAAAUUGGGUCUUGUACCCAAGCUGUAG
Fusarium venenatum is the source of this 1374-nucleotide messenger RNA. RefSeq names its product acyl-CoA N-acyltransferase. Gene Ontology annotation, biological process: siderophore biosynthetic process. NCBI's taxonomy places the organism in Eukaryota, Fungi, Ascomycota, Sordariomycetes, Hypocreales, Nectriaceae. The record is from RefSeq and is a predicted model, not a curated record.